AUUAUUACCAAACACAUAUCUUCAUCGGAAAGCAAUUAGUGUUCCCAAAAGUAACGGACAGCUAAUCUGAAUCUGGCUCUAUUAACUCUUCUCCGGGGCCAAGUCAAGAGAGCAGCCAGUCAUUUUUUCUCUUGUUGGAGUCUUCGCCCUUUCUCCCAGCCGUUUUCCCCCUCUCUGAAACAGUAAAUGGCGGCCGCCGCCGGAGAAAACAUGUCGCGCGAGCAAUACCUGUACAUGGCCAAGCUCGCCGAACAAGCCGAGCGCUACGAGGAGAUGGUGCAGUUCAUGGACAAGUUGGUCCUUAGAUCGACUCCAGCCGCCGAACUGACAAUCGAAGAGCGCAACCUUCUCUCUGUGGCCUACAAAAACGUCAUCGGCUCGCUCCGUGCCGCGUGGCGCAUCGUCUCCUCCAUCGAGCAGAAGGAGGAGUCUCGGAAGAACGAGGAGCACGUCUCCCUCAUUAAGGACUACCGAGGCAAGGUCGAGGCUGAACUCUCCCAGGUCUGUGCCGGGAUCCUCAAUCUUCUUCAGUCCAACCUUGUUCCCUCUGCGAGUACCAGCGAAUCGAAGGUGUUUUACCUCAAGAUGAAGGGCGAUUACCACCGCUACCUCGCCGAGUUCAAGGUUGGGGACGAGCGGAAGCAGGCCGCUGAUGAUACUAUGAACUCUUACAAGGCUGCUCAGGAAAUUGCUCUGGUUGAUCUUUCUUCAACACAUCCUAUAAGGCUUGGUCUAGCCUUGAAUUUCUCAGUUUUCUACUAUGAGAUCCUCAACUCGUCAGACAAGGCAUGUGUCAUGGCAAAACAGGCAUUUGAGGAAGCAAUAGCUGAGUUAGAUACGCUGGGAGAGGAGUCGUACAAGGACAGCACCCUCAUAAUGCAACUCCUACGGGACAAUCUCACCCUCUGGACUUCAGAUGCUCAGGAUCAGUUGGACGACUCUUGAAUCAGUUUGGGCUGUGGACUGAAUGUCAUGCAUGGCCCCUUGCUAUUUGUGUAUUUUCUUCAACUCUUUGCUUGCUGUGCAAGUUGCUAUCUUUACUUUUAUUGGUUAGUAAUUAGUCUAAUGGUGGAAACUUUUCGCCUGAAGGGUAUUGGCUGGUUGGGAAUUGAAUGAAAGUAGUAUAUUUGGGAGUUUUUGGCGCUCAUGUAUUUAGUACCCUGUUUGGUAAGGUUUAAAUUGGUUGAAGUGUUUGUGUUUGUUGAAAAUGGCUUAGUCGGUCUAAUUUGCUGGAUUAUAAAAAAGUCAUACUCCAUUUCAUUGAUAAAAUAAAAUAAAAUUAGAAAAAG
Cuscuta europaea is the source of this 1289-nucleotide messenger RNA. Lineage: Eukaryota; Viridiplantae; Streptophyta; Magnoliopsida; Solanales; Convolvulaceae. The record is from the annotation of a GenBank genome assembly.